CGGUUGCUGCUGCUGCUCGGCGGCGCGUUCUUCGCUGCCGUUGCAGCCGCCGCCGACCUCAAGCUGAAGCUGGACGCGGAGCAGCCCGUGACCGUGACGCUGGCGGACGGCUCUACACGCGAGCUGACGGCCGCCGAGUUCGAGCAGCUGGCCCGCGAGCGCUCGGAGCAGCAGGCGAAGCUGCAGCCCCAGGAGGAGGAGUCGACGCGCUGGAAGCGUCGGGAGCUGCGCGACAUCCAGGACCAGGACCCGCAGUUCGCGCUUCACAUCGACCUGGCCAAGCGCACCUUCAAGGAGCUACAGCGCCACGGAUACGCACAGGGCUACGCGCUCACGGGCUUCAGCGAGCAGGACGCGCGGCCCAGGAAGCGGCAGGUGACGGCUGACUACUACGUGGAGCUGGUACUAACCUCCAAGAAGGACCCGAGCAGUGGCGUGCCGGCUAAGACGGGCACCGGCACCAGGAAGAACGACGACGGACCGCUCAGCUACGAGGUGCAGCUGCUGCUGGACGAACAGGAGCGCUUUUCGGUGGUGGCGGCGUGGGAGCUGAGCGAAAAGGAGCCGCCCAAGGGACAGCGCAAGCGGCGAGUGGUGCGGCUGUCCAUCCAGCCGACGCCGGCGCUGCUGGAGCGCGAGGCGAAGCGGGCGCUCAUGAGGCCGGCCUUCGCGACGUGGCUGCUGGCCGGAGGCCUGGCACUCGUGGCUGCGGGCGUGCUCGUCAUGUACAACACACGCAACCCGAUUCCGGCGCCCAAGCCGCGGCGGCGCUCGAGCGACAUUUGGGAGCUC
Molecule: messenger RNA, 792 nt
Organism: Phytophthora sojae
Lineage: Eukaryota; Oomycota; Peronosporomycetes; Peronosporales; Peronosporaceae
Exons: 2
Source: RefSeq, a predicted model, not a curated record